AUGGCUGAGGAGUUGGCAAAGCUAAAGGGUGCCAAGCUGAACAAAAAGCUGUCUUUUCACACCCCUCCGCCCAAGAUCUCCGCUCCGUCCCCUGAGCCGAAACACCCAGCCGGCGAGGCGUCCCAGGCCGAUGCCUCUGCAGGUUUGGGCACUGAUGCUCAGUCAGCUCCACCUGCCACGGAGGGUGCGCGCUUGGCAAGGUUGAGGCGUAUGUGUGAGAUGAAGCCCAGCGGACGUUGUCACGUGCCCCCGGAUAUUCAUAAAAGAUGGAAGGAAGGAACCAAGGCUGAUCGUGAGGCAAUGGUGGAUGAGUUAGAGGCUGCAGGUUGGUCAAAGGACACUGAGUGUGACUUUUGUACUGACAUGUUCGUCAGCCGGAUCACCAAGAUUUUUGCGAAGACCAAUCGACUUUCAAAGCGGAAGAAGAGGGGCUGGUAUACAAAGGAAGCCAUGUCCACCGUUUUGGGUUGGAGCGCGUCCUACAUCAAGCACGUCGUCGAGUAUUGUGAGAAGCCUGGCAACAUCGACCGCCUUACAAAGAAGGAUCGCUACAACAAGAAACUGAUGAAGUACUAUGUGACCUAUGAAGAAGGUGAUGAGGAGGUGUCAGAAGAUGAGGAGAGAAACGUCCAGGAGGAUCGAGAGGCUUUCUGA
Messenger RNA from Durusdinium trenchii, 654 nucleotides. The record is from the annotation of a GenBank genome assembly. NCBI's taxonomy places the organism in Eukaryota, Dinophyceae, Suessiales, Symbiodiniaceae.